Messenger RNA from Aspergillus terreus NIH2624, 1179 nucleotides. Its product is annotated as oxygenase MpaB family protein. Lineage: Eukaryota; Fungi; Ascomycota; Eurotiomycetes; Eurotiales; Aspergillaceae. Gene Ontology annotation, molecular function: oxidoreductase activity. The coding region runs from base 1 to 1179 and encodes 392 amino acids. The transcript has 2 exons. The record is from RefSeq and is a predicted model, not a curated record.
AUGUCCCUAGACGAAAAACACGACACCCUCUCCCAAGCCACCUCCGACCUCUCCGAGACGCACCGACUCGAUGCCCUCGACCAGCUCGAGGUCAUGCCUCACAUCCUGCAAGAGGGCAUCCUCUUUGCGGCCUCCGGCUCUGCGCUGCUGCUGCAAGCCGCCAUGCCGGGCAUCAACAACCGCAGCAGCGACAGCCAAGCGAGCCCGAACCCCAGCAACGGCAACCUCGCCUCCGAGCUAGGCGACGCCCUGCAAGCCUAUCUCAGCUACAUCGCCUGCCUGGUGUUCGGCACGCGGCAGGAAAAGAAGACUCUCCUCGACCUGCUCGCGCGCGGACAACCCCCCCUCCGCGGCAGCGAGUUCUACUCGACCCACCAGCCGGCGCAGCGCUGGGUCGCGGCGACGCUGUACGCGACCGCGACCGACUUCUACCAGCGCGUCUACGGGCGCGUCAACUACCGCACGGCCGAGAAGGCGUACGCCGAGUUCGCGCUGCUCAUGCACUGCAUCGGGCUGCAGCCCGGCGUGUGGCCGGACACGCGCCAGGCCUUCUGGACCUACUGGGACGACCAGAUCGAGCAGCUGAGCGUCAGCGCCGAGGCGCACCGCUUCGCGAAGGACCUGAUGGAGCGCGGCGACUUUCCGCGUUGGGUCGCCCUGUCCAAGCCGUUCCUGCGCGUGCUCACCAUCGAGAUGCUGCCGCCGCGCAUCCGCGAGGCCUACGGGCUCAAGUCGACCGCCGGCACGCGUGCGCUGUACCGCACGACGAUGGGAUUUUCGGUCGCGGUGUACCCGGCGCUGCCCAAGUCGACGCGGCGGUACCCGUGGAAGUACUAUCUGGAUGAGCUACGGAAGCAUUUGAAUGUGCGUAUCCGCAUUGUCCAGCAGCCCCUGGAUCUUCUUCAGGUUGUCGCCCGACAGCAGAUUGGCGAGAUUCUGCGCGUUGUCGCCGCCCAGCAGCACGGCCGCGCCCUUGACAAUGGUCUGCAGGUCGUCCAGCGUGUCCUGGCUGAGCAGCUCCUUGACGCCGCUGAGGAUGUCGGGCAGUUCCGAGAGCAGGCCGCCGCUGCUCUGCGGCGCGCGCGGCACGACGGGGUUGGGCUCGGGGUUGGCAUUUGCGCUGGCGAGGGCCGGGGCGGCCAGAACGAGGUACUUGAAAAUGCGCAUUUUGGUAGAUGA